Molecule: messenger RNA, 4611 nt
Organism: Musa acuminata AAA Group (dessert banana)
Lineage: Eukaryota; Viridiplantae; Streptophyta; Magnoliopsida; Zingiberales; Musaceae
Product: AT-hook motif nuclear-localized protein 1-like
Exons: 7
Coding region: 240-1196 (318 amino acids)
Molecular function (GO): minor groove of adenine-thymine-rich DNA binding
Source: RefSeq, a predicted model, not a curated record
UUACUAAUAAUAUUAUAACAACAACAACAAUAAUAAUUAAAAUUCCUCUUUCUCUUGGCCUUUACAUGCACUGUUCUCUCUUCAUCUUCAUGUUUCCCUUUGGUUUUGUGAGAUCGGUAGUAUUCCACUCGAUGAGAUAGAAGGCGAGAGAAGUUAGAGCUGGGGAGAACCCUAGCGAUCGGAAUCCGGCGGUGUCAAGCGCUUGACUUUGGAGAUUCUUGGGAGAAGUUCGUCUCGGUAUGGAGCGCAGCGAACAAGGAGGGGCCCCUUCUCCUACGGUGGCUGUGGCGGCAGCGGUGGUGGGGGAGGAGAAGCCCGCCAGCGAGAUCAGUGGGAUGGCCGCGGAGCCGGUGAAGAAGAAGACGGGGAGACCGAGGAAGUACGGGCCGGACGGGAGCCUGCUUCGGCCGCUGAACCCGAUGCCGAUCUCGGCGUCAGUGCCGGCAGGCGUCAAGUACACGUCGGCGGCCGCGGUGGGGGCGACGUUGAAGCGGGGUAGAGGGCGGCCAGUGGGUUCGAUGGCCAAGACGCCACAGUUGGGAUUCGAUUUGGAGCAUUUAGGAGAGAUGGGAGCCUGCUCUGCCGGCGCAAAUUUCACACCUCAUGUCAUCACCGUUGCUUCUGGCGAGGAUGUUACCAUGAAGAUCAUAUCAUUUUCACAGCAAGGGCCUCGAGCAAUUUGUAUUUUAUCUGCUAAUGGUAUUAUCUCAAAUGUUGCACUUCGUCAACCAUAUUCAAGUGGUGGUACAUUAACUUAUGAGGGCUGUUUCGAACUGCUCUCCUUAUCUGGAUCUUUCAUGCCAACCGAAAAUGGAGGAACGAGAAGCCGAUCGGGUGGUCUAAGUGUUUCUUUGGCAAGUCCAGAUGGUCGAGUCGUCGGCGGAGGAGUUGCUGGUUUGCUGGUGGCUGCAAGUCCAGUGCAGGUUGUAGUGGGAAGUUUCUUGCCAAGUUACCAGAUGGAGCAGAAAAUUAAGAAGCCCAGACUGGAAGCUGGAUCAGCAUCGACACCACCGUCCGCCGCUCCCAGUUCCAGCGCAGACGCGGAGGAAGCUUUCGGAAGUGGCCUAGGGCAGCAUGAUCGGGCGGCAACCGGGAAACUGGAUCCUUCAACUACAUCCCCUCUCGGGGAGGAAAGCUGGGCUGCUUCCUUACGGUCAGUGCCAGCAGACAUAAACAUGAGUUUGCCUGGAGGAUGAAGUCGCACCAAGUUCUCAUUUGUAUCACUGCUAAUCAUGCAUUUGCUUUCAUCAAAAAUAGACUUUAAAUGGUUUGAUAUUAGGUUUCAUAACUCGAGUUGGAUUGAUGUUCGACGUUGUAACACGGGGUUUUAAACCGAUGACAAUUAAUUCCAGUCGUUCUCGCUACUUUGCCUGUAAAUUUUUUUGUAGCAUGCGACGAUCCUGAUCAUUCUUCGAUUGUUAUUGCUGAUAAGGAACGUGAUGUGUUUGUUCUUGCAAGUGUGCCGACCAUGACCCAGUUGAUUCUUCCAAGUGGAAGCUCCAAGCCCAGCUCUGCUGCGACGAAUUAGUUCUAGCACCUAUCUGCAGGAUGUGAGAGUGAGAGAGAGAGGGGGAGGAGGAGGAGUUGCGAAGCAACCGGAGGCAGGCGUCGACAGGUGCGCGGAGGGAAGGUGAACGCCACACCCCCUUCUUCGUUCUCCUCGUCUGCAAGAAAAGUUAAGUGGACCUUCUCGAGGUCACCCGUCGACCUUCCCGCCUUCUUUCCCUCCUCUCUUGUCGUCUCCGUCGUCGUGUCCUGUCUCACCGCAGUCGCUACCGCCCUCUUGGCAAUUGCACGGAACUCUGAGGGGGUAUAUGUGAAAUAUAGAAUAAGUCAUGGAUGCACGUGUAAAAUUAUCCUCCUCGUCCAAUAUAACUUCGACCCCCAGCCUAUCCUCCCGAGUGUUAUUAUUGUUCUGCUACGCCGUUGGCGGCGGCCAAGAGAAGCAAGGUAACGACAGCAGUUCUUCUUCUUGCUUCGUGGAUCGUCUAUCCUUUGGAAGUUCCAUCUCCGCUCCGAGGUGUUAGGUCUUGCCUUGUGCGUGCUAGAUUUGGGUCUUUUUUUGUUCAUGGCGGCGGCGUACGGAGCAAUGAAACCGACCAAGUUGGGGCUUGAAGAGCCCCAGGAGCAGCUCCACCGUAUCCGGAUCACCCUAUCCUCCAAGAACGUCAAGAAUCUCGAGAAGGUUUGUGCGGAUCUGGUGAGGGGAGCGAAGGACAAGCGGCUGACCGUGAAGGGGCCCGUGAGAAUGCCCACCAAGGUCCUCCACAUCACCACCAGGAAAUCUCCUUGUGGCGAAGGUAUUAAAAUCUUCCCUGUUCUUAUCAUGUCCUUGUCUUUGCUCAUCAUGCCAAUCUUUGAAGUUUUGCGUCCCUCGCACUAGUUUGAUAGCCUCAAGAAUUGAUGCCCAUGAUAAACUAAAUGUUACCAUUUAAAAGCUUCAAUUGCAUUGGAUGUUGAUGCUGUUGGUGUAUGUUAGGGUUCUUUGGUAUAGGAAACUUUGGUGGGGUUAAAGAUACAACUGUGUUGUUUGAUUGUCUUGCAGUGAUAGUCAAAACGUCCAUAUGGUCUCAUUUUGGAUGUAAGUCGUGAUAUUUAUGGUUGGGGAUUUGAAUAAACGACAAUUGAAUCACCACACCAAGAGAUAAAUGUUACAUUCUGGUAAUGCUAAAAAUAAUAUGCUAGUUCACAAUAUAUCUGCCAGUUCGUUGCUCUCUGGUAUAAUAACUGCUGCAUUGUCAUACAAGUCCCAUUUUUCAUAGUAGUUUAGUAAAUGUUCAUGUCCUUUCAUAGCAUCCCCUUGAAUAUUGUAUUUCUUUCCAGCAAAUUACUUAUCGAGCACAGAUGAUAGUUCUGAUCAAUGAUGCUGUAUAUGAUAAGUGAAACCAAAGUUAUAGCUACCUACAAUACGAAGCUUAGUGGUUUCUUCAGUUGACUUGGCAUACAUUCAUAUUAAGAAACCGAAGAAUGAGCUUCUGCCCCUGAAGUACUGGACAUUGAGCUUUUUAAAGCUGAUUCUUAGUCAAAUGGCAGCGUUUGGUGAAGUCCAUGUAUACAUGUGUAUGUAUAUAUAUGUCCAUGUAUACGCAUGUAUGUAGAUAUACACGUACAAAUUCGCAUUUAUAUCUAUUCUACAAGCAACUGCCAACUAUACAUGCUUUGUUUUCUUAAAGAAAAUCAUGAGCUCCAUAAACUGUAGUCGACAAGCUACAAAAGCAUUGGACAGUGUAUCCGACUAGGCAAUUUGGAAGAUAAAAAAAUGAUUCACUCUGUCUUUAAGUCACUUUAUACAUGUUUAAGGGGUUAUGGUUUAUUGUUUAGAUUUUGGCAAGAAAAUGUAUAGCUAAGUGUUUCUGUAAAGAUUGGUUACAAAAGCUUUUGUCAGCACUUGCUGCAGUCGGUUGUGUGAACCAAAAUCCUAUUAAUAAUUAGGAACACAUUCCCGGUGUAGUAAAAGCUCGAUCAUCAUUUCAAAUAUUGGAAAUUUGCAGAGUUUCAGACUUAACAAAAGGAGAGUAUUUUGUGUUUGUUAAACACCAUUUUUGAAUGCCUUUGCAAGUGUUUCUUGCAUUCAUUGCUUGUAUCAAAAUGUAAAGUGAUGGUUCUGGGAAUUAAUUGGCUUUAAAUGCAUAGUUGUAUGUGGUUGCUGGCAGAUGAUUUCUACAGUGCAAAUGAUGAGAAGAUAAUUUAGUUGACGCUGAGAUAUUCUCUAUGAAGUUUCAGCACAUCGAGUUUUUUAAUACUGAUGCACAGUCUAUUUGCCUAUGGUCUUACCAUUAAGUUCUUCAAUACUAAUGACAAGUUAGGAUUUUGUCAUUUCUUUCAACUUCAUUUGGUCUUGGCGUGGAGUACUUCUUUGAAAGAAAGACUCCUUGGAGAAGUUGAGCAGAAUUUAUUACCCUCAUGAUAUGUAGACUGUGAUAAGCAUACUCUAUGUACUUCAUGUUUACAAAUGAAAACGGGUUGUAGACUUGAUUUACGUCCCCAGGUCUGGUGCUACUUUAGUUCGUUUAAUCAUUAUUAUUUUUUUUUCAAAAUAAGCUUCUGAUCACAUGAUCAAACAGCAGAGCUUUGUAUUCCUUCUGAUAACAUGAUUUGUGUUUAACCGCUUUUAGUUGUUUUGGAGUCUUCAAUUUCCCGCUUCACCGUAAGGAUGGCCUGCUGGUGUGCUUGCUCUUCAGGCUCCUUUACGAUUGUAGAGUUUUUGUGUUGUAGGCAUGCAUAUAGAGAGGUCAAGUUAGAGGUGGUCAACCACGUUCAUGACAAAUCGAACCAAGAAAUGCUUUUCAUUCUAUUUAUGAUGUGGUCAGCUAUUUUUGUGAAACUUGAUGAUCACCUCUUUUUUGUUUUCUUUGUUGUUUGCGGGAACCAACACAUGGGAUCGAUUUGAGCUCCGUGUACACAAGAGGGUGAUCUAUCUUGUCAGCUCUUCCGAGGUUGUGAAGCAGAUUACCUCGAUCACCAUCGAACCUGGGGUGGAGGUCGAAGUGACAAUUGCAGAAUCGUAAGCUUGUCUUCGUUGAGUAAUCCAAUAGUUUAUUUUUGUGACAUUAUAUUCCAAGGGAGAUAUAAAAUCCAACUGUCGUAAUAAAAUUUUGAUCUGUUGCCGCA